This is a messenger RNA of Trichoderma gamsii, 792 nucleotides long. RefSeq names its product autophagy protein 5. NCBI's taxonomy places the organism in Eukaryota, Fungi, Ascomycota, Sordariomycetes, Hypocreales, Hypocreaceae. The coding region runs from base 1 to 792 and encodes 263 amino acids. The record is from RefSeq and is a predicted model, not a curated record. The transcript is spliced from 2 exons. Gene Ontology annotation, biological process: cellular response to nitrogen starvation; autophagosome assembly; C-terminal protein lipidation. Gene Ontology annotation, cellular component: phagophore assembly site membrane; Atg12-Atg5-Atg16 complex; cytoplasm.
AUGUCCGCGCCAUCCUCCAUCUCCCAGACGCUCUGGGCCACGCAGAUCCCCCUGCACAUUACUCACCGGUCCUCGCCCACCACGCCCUUCAUCACCAGCGUCCCCCGCUUCAGCUACCUGUCGCUGCUGCUGCCACGCCUCUCCGCCUUUUUUGAUGCUCCGUGCUCCAGCUUCCAUUUUGAGGAUGUGCAGCUGAGGAACCUGGCCGUGGGGCUGCUGGCCGACCUGUAUGCGCCGAGUCUGCCAUGGCGGCUGGUUGUGGACGAUGGGAUUGCCUGGGAUAUCGGAGAUACCUUUCUAAACAGCGUCAAAGAGGCCGACUUCGUUCGCUACGGCAACGCCAACCAAAUCAUGAAAAUGUCAAAGGACCACACCACCCAGCUCUGGAACGCCGUCAUUGACAACGACUACGUUGCAUUUUCCAAAAUCCACACCCGCCUACUCAACGCCCCAGCCACCCUCAAGCAUGUGCCCAUACGUAUCUACAUCCCCUCGACACCUCCCCCUAAUGCAGGAAGCGGCAGCUCUCCUCCUGCUCUUGCAGCCGGUGAAGCUGGAUCGUUCAAGGUCGUCCAGUCCUUGGUCCCUGUCGUCACUCCGGACCGAAAGCCAAAGCUGCUGGGACAGGCUCUCAAGGACCUGAUGCCCAUGCUGUUUCCCAGCAGUCGGGACCCUGUGCUGGCGAGCGUGGUGCUUCACGGGGUACCCGCUCCGUUUAAUGCCCCCUUGGGGGAAAUGAUGAGAGAGGCUGCCUAUCCCGAUGGUUGGCUUUGCUUUGUCGUGGUUGUAUGA